Molecule: messenger RNA, 5166 nt
Organism: Acaromyces ingoldii
Lineage: Eukaryota; Fungi; Basidiomycota; Exobasidiomycetes; Exobasidiales; Cryptobasidiaceae
Product: Pkinase-domain-containing protein
Exons: 4
Coding region: 1-5166 (1721 amino acids)
Biological process (GO): protein phosphorylation; intracellular signal transduction; microtubule cytoskeleton organization
Cellular component (GO): cytoplasm
Molecular function (GO): tau-protein kinase activity; protein serine/threonine kinase activity; ATP binding
Source: RefSeq, a predicted model, not a curated record
AUGAGUCGACACGCCAUCCGGGAAUCGAGCGGCCCUGGUUCCCAGGAGGCCAUGGAGCUCCUCGACAGCAUCUACGCGGGCGAGGUCGCACAGGGCGGCGCGGCGACGGCGGCGUCGGGCGAUCGAGGCCUGGUGAGCGUGCCCGAGGAUCAACCAAUGGGCGGCUCCCAGUUCAGAUCACCAGACGACAAGGACAUGGCCAGCGCGCCCCUCGCACCUUCCAACGACACUGCUGCCCUCGACGAGGCUAAACCAUCCAGACGAUCAGCCUCGGGGAGUAGCAGCAGCAGCAUUGGCAGCAGCAGCGCUCCGAUAGGGGCAGGCGCUCCAUCGCGACAGGCACCACCGCAGCCAUCCAAGGAACAGGACGUCUUUGGUGGGCCGUCCAUUGCAGCCGACAGCAGCGGCGUCGUCAGACGGACACCGUCGUCUUCGAACAGCAGCUCUGCUCGCCGGACACCGAGCGACCAAGAGACUCGCUCACCAGGCACGCUCAAGCCGCUGCCUGGCCUUCCGGGCUCGUCGAUGCCAAACAACGCCGAGCAGAGCAGCCUGCCCCUCAACGGCGUGGGAAGCAGCAGUAGCCCCCCGGCCGAGGCCAGCGGCGACGACGCCGGCCUGGACCUGCCUUCGCAGCACAUUCCACGGCCUGUGGCUGGGUCCAAAGACUCGGCCUAUUCAUCCUCGUCGUCGUCGUCGGCGGCAAGGAGAAGUGGCCAGCAGCGACCUGCGUCGAUGAUCGUCGCGUCGCCCACCAGCAACACAGGCACAGGCACAGGCACAGGCACAGCCAAGCCCCAGCCGGCGCCGCUCUCCAUCUCCGACUCGCAUCGAAGCAACCUCGACAGCGCCGUCUCUCCUCCCGACCCCAACCCUGCCCGCUCCCUGGCCGACAGCAAUCGAUCGAGCAUCGAUGACAUUCGGAGACUACAUGCGCAGCGGGCCGCACGCAACCUCGAAAAGGCCACCUCGGCCACGCCAGCGGCAACGAUGGGCGCGCAGGAUCUGGCGCCCAUCCCGAGACGCACGCCCGGGUCUGAGCCGCACGCGAGGCCGACGAGCCUCUUUGAGACGCGGGCGAUGCGAGAUGCCGUCGCUGCUGCCGCCGGCGUUGGCCCUGGCUCGCACGAGUCGGCCACCUCACGGCCCCGGAGCAGCGAAGGCACAAAGGCGCCCUCCAGCGGCCGCACCUCGCGCGCCGAGACGCCCACGAAUGCAGCGAUGGGUGCUGCCCAGUCGCCGUUGCCGCCCCCACCACCAACUCAUGCUGAGGGUGAGUCUCGAGACCGUGAGCGCGACCGUGAUCGUGACCGUGACCGCGACCGGGAUCGGGAACGGCGGACGAGGAGGACGCUGGGCGACUAUGCACUCGGAAAGACGCUUGGCGCUGGCAGCAUGGGCAAAGUCAAGCUGGGCGUCAAGAUGGGCAAUGGCGAAAAGGUGGCCAUCAAGAUCAUCCCCCGGCAUACCUCUGUCGCCGCGGCCCACCACCCCAAGCAGAAUGGGGCCGAGGGCGACAAGCGGCCGCCGCCUCCGACGGCGAGCUUCUUGGCAAAGGCGGCUGCCAAGGACCACUCCAAGGAGGUGCGCACCAUCCGCGAGGGAAGCCUCCAGCUGCUCCUCCACCACCCCUACGUCUGCGGCAUGCGCGAGAUGAUCAUCCACCCCAACCACUACUACAUGGUCUUUGAGUACGUCAACGGAGGCCAGAUGCUCGACUACAUCAUUUCCCACGGUCGUCUCAAGGAGAGGCCUGCACGCAAGUUUGCCAGGCAGAUCGGCAGCGCGCUCGAGUAUUGUCAUAGAAACAGCAUCGUCCACCGAGACUUGAAGAUCGAAAACAUCCUCAUCUCCAAGACAGGCAACAUCAAGAUCAUCGACUUUGGCCUCUCGAACCUCUUUUCGCCCCACUCGCACCUCUCGACCUUCUGCGGCUCCCUCUACUUUGCCGCGCCCGAGCUCCUCAACGCCAAGGUGUACACGGGGCCCGAGGUCGACGUCUGGAGCUUCGGCAUCGUCCUCUAUGUCCUCGUCUGCGGCAAGGUCCCCUUUGACGACCAGAGCAUGCCGGCUCUUCACGCAAAGAUCAAAAAGGGCCAGGUCGAAUACCCGGCCUGGCUCAGUGGUGAAUGCAAGCACAUACUCUCGCGCAUGCUCGUCACCAAUCCCUCGCAGAGGGCCACCCUGCCCGAGAUUCUGUCUCAUCCCUGGAUGGUCAAGGGCUACGAUGGCCCGCCAAAUGCACACCUGACACCACGGCAGCCCCUGCGGGCGGGCAACCUCGAUCCGGAGGUCAUCAAGGGCAUGACGGGCUUUGAGUUUGGAGCCCCAGAGGACAUCGAGGCCCGUCUCGUCGAGGUGCUCACCAGCGAGGGCUAUCAGAACGUGCUCGGCGCCUGGGAGAGCAAGAAUGGAGGCACGCCGGGCAGCAGCACCAAUGGCGCCACGACGCCCUCGUCGGCGUCGCCAGCCGACAUGGGUGCUCUCGGCAGGGCGGGCACGAGAGGCAGCGUCGAGUCCAAGACCAAGUCGUCGAGCAGCAAGCGCUUCUCGGGCAUUGACUUCUACCGCAAAAAGAUCAGUGCGACCUCUCUAUUUGGAGGCCAAGGCUCGAGCAACGGGAGCAAGGACGACCCCGCCAAUGGCCUCUCGCAUGGCGUCUUGAACGGCGCCACGAACCCCAAUGCGACCUGGCCUGGUGCAGGCAAAGAGCCGCUGGAUCCCACCAGGGGAUACCACCCGCUCCUCUCCAUCUACUACCUCGUCCAGGAGAAGAUGCAACGAGAGCAGCUGUACGGGCACUCGUUCUUUGCCAGCUCCAACAUCUCCCUCACCGGACCCACGCCUCCGCCGACGAGUGCUCGCGUGGGAGGAGCGAGCUCGCGGCCCGACGGCGCUGGUGGGUCGUCGUCGAUGCCCACGGCUGCAGACAUUCCGCAGGAGAACAUUCCGCAAGAGGCCCUCCGCGUCCCUGAGAUCUCCCACGUUGCCUCGGCGGCCCGCCGUGAGAACCCGGUGCCAGCGCUGCCGGCCAACCCGCCCACGAGCGCGCGAUCCACGACAUCGUCCAUCCCUGCCUCGCCCACGCCCGUCUUUGAGUCGCGGGAAAAGAGCCAGCCCAUGGCCAUCAUGACGGGCCCGCCCAGGGCUCGUGCGCAGGGCAACGAGGUCGAGGCCGCCCUCCGCGAGUCGACCACGCCUGCGAGUGCCACGCGCACAUGGCGACCCAGCUCAACGAUGCGGUCAAGCCAGGCGCAGCAGGCACAGCAGGCACAACAGGCGCAGCAGCAGCAGCAGCAGCAAGGAGGACAGGUGCCUCUCACCAAUGUCAACAACCACAAGCGCAGCAUGAGUCUCACCAACAGGAGGACGUCGACGGCGACGGGCCAGGAUCGAGGCGAGCCACUGUCAGCGCCGGCUGGCGAGUCUGUGAGCGGAACGGGAACGAUCACGGCCAGGACGGCGCGUCGGGAACCAACGUCUUCGCCAGACAAGCGCAGGAGCUUCCACGGCAUGCUCUCCUCUUCGCAGCCAAACAACAACGACGGUGGCGGCGGCGGCGAAGAUGGGACGGGGGCCGGAUCGAUGCUUGCCCGUCGCUUUGGCUCCUUCAUUGGCCGCUCGCCUUCGACGCCCCUAGAGUUGGACAGCCGCGAGAAGCGAAGACAAGCUCGGAUGAGCACCGGCGGCAUCAGCCCGGCAGCAGCCGUGUCACGGCGAGGGAGCAUGCAGGUCGGCGCUGGCCUCGCUGGCGUCGAAGAGAGGCAGAUCGACGAGGAGGGUGCGGCCUCGUCUUCGAGCCCGCCUGUGCCCACCAAGACGUGGUCGCCCGACGUUCGUCGCGCAGGCUCCGUACUCGAGCCUGGGUCCAGGAGUGCACGAACGCCGCCCGCUGCGUCGAUGAGUCGCGCGACUGGCAAAGACCAUUCUCUGAGCCUCUCGACGGCUGACGGGGCUACCUCGCCCACUUCGAGGUCGUCCCGGCGACCCAGCACGGGUCUCGGUCUCGAGUCGCCACCGACCAGCCAAGCUCACACGCCCGUCGACGAAGGCAAUGUCGAGAGCAGGGGGCUGGGAGCGGGAUGGCAUGGCCCCAUGUCACCAUCGCAGGUCGGAGCGUUGCCCCCCGACUUUUCACGAAGGACGACCGCUCAGCGUUCGGCGACCUUGGGUGCUGGCGGCCGAGUCGUCCACGACGGUCCCAAUGCAAAUGCCACGGAUGCCGCAGCGGGUGCGGCCCACGAGUCGGGCCAGGAUGCCGUCUCAUCCAAGCCAGUCUUUCUCAAAGGUCUGUUCAGUGUCCAGACGACAACCACAAAGCCCCGCACGGUGCUCCACCAGGACCUCGUCAGGGUACUGGACCGCAUCGGUCUCCAGUAUCGCGAGAUCCGGGGUGGCUACGAGUGCGUGCACCUGCCCAGCCUCGACUUUAGCGGCGGCGGCGAGGCCUUGGGCAACGCUUCUCUCUCGGGAGGGCAGGGCAACGCUCGCAUCGCGCCGCAGGAAGUGUCGUCGAGCCCUUCCAAUGACAACUAUGGCCCAGGAGCCGGAAUCAGCUCGGCAGACUACGAUGGUGCCUCACAGCAGCAGCAGCAGCAGAAAGCACGCCGCAAACCCAGCCGAAUGUCAUUUGUCUCGGGCAAGCGGAGAAGCCGCCAGGGGCUGGCUGACGGAGGUUCCCAGGGCGGAGACAGCGCCAGCAUCACCUCUUCCCUCAACAACGCAGAGGGAGGCGCCGCACCUACGCGGAGCCGGGCCAGCUCCAUCACUGCUCGCACAGACGAAGAGGUUGUUACCAAUGGCACAUCGAGCCCAGUGGCCGAAAGGAGCCGAUCGCGCUUCUCAGCCAGACAGAGGACAGACUCUCUGGGUGCACCCUCGUUCAUGCAGAGUCCUUCGAACAACAACAACAAUCAAAAUGCCGCCGCCGCCGCCACUUUAUCACCGGCCCCUGCAAUUGCCACACCACCGCCUGUGCCUGCGAAGCCCGUGUCGGCGACGCAGGCCGUCGAGCUGGCUGUUCGCUUUGAGAUCUACGUCGUAAAGGUUCCUCUCUUGCUAGGCGUCAACGGGCUGCAGUUCCGGCGCAUUGGCGGCAAUCCCUGGCAGUACCAGCAGCUGGCCAGGAGGGUCUUGCAAGAGCUCAAGCUCGGAAUCCAGCCUUGA